AUGGACAAAGUUGUCAAUAAAACAAUCAAUGCUAUAGCACGAUUUGGCGAACGUCUUGAAAGACGUCUUUCAAACGACGAAAGUGAUGACACAUAUUUGCAGCCAUCAGAAUCAGAUUCUAUGUUUCCAAGUACUAGAUCGACUUUUUAUCGUCCAUUAGACGGUCCAAGUCAUAAACGUAACGCAUAUUCAUCACAGCGAAGAGAUUUAAGUUAUGGUGGUGCAAGAAAAUAUUCUUCAGAUAAUUUAGCUGCUAGUCCUGGAUAUGGAAGUUUUAGUAAUUAUCGACAAAGUCCGAUAAGUGAUUCAUAUCGCGACGAUUCAGAUAGAUCACCAUAUGGAGCUGGUAUAGGUGCUCUACCAAAUUAUGGUAGCUAUUCAGGAGGAUAUCCUAAUCCAUCAUCAACUAUGCCAUAUGGUUUCCAUCCUGGGAGCGUAGCCUAUGCUCCUAAUUAUUAUAUUGCUGAACGACGACAAGUCGACUUAGUUCCUGCACCACCACCACGAGUUAUUCGAGAACCAGUUCCGGUUCCUGUUCCAGUCGAUCGUCCAGUACCUCAACCUUAUCCAGUUGAAGUACUAAGACAUGUUCCAAUUGAUCGACCUGUACCAGUUCCAGUGCCAUCACCAGUACCUGUCGAUCGGUUCGUACCAGUGCCUGUACCAGUUCCCUCACCACCGGUUUGUGUCCCAGUUCCUGUUCCAAAUCCGGUUCCAUAUUAUGUACCUGUUGGUGUUCCUGUUCCAUCACCUCGAGCAAGUCCUGUCAUGUUUGAACAAUCAGUAACUCAUACUCAACGUUGGACUACCGGUUCACCGGUUAUCAUGAAUCAACAACAGUAUUAUGUUAGUUCACCUGCCAUGGGUAUAAAUCCGUAUGUAUCCUAUGGUAAUGGUCCGUUUAUUCGUUAA
Rotaria sp. Silwood1 is the source of this 912-nucleotide messenger RNA. NCBI's taxonomy places the organism in Eukaryota, Metazoa, Rotifera, Eurotatoria, Philodinida, Philodinidae. The record is from the annotation of a GenBank genome assembly.